AAGUAAUUGAAUCCAACAAACACAAAAAGAACAGGUCUUUGUAAAAGCACUCACAAAAAUAGUAAGCCAAAAUUUGAAGAUGAGUUCAACAAGCAGAGCAUGGGUUACAGCAGUGAGUUUAGGAGUAGUAGAGGCACUAAAAGAUCAAGGAGUUUGUAGGUGGAAUUACACAAUCAGAGCCAUUAAUCAGCACGCAAAGAACAAUCUACGCUCAUAUUCACACGCCAAAAAAUUCUCUUCUUUGGUUUCUACAAAAAGUGAAAUGAAGGAGAAAGCUAAGCAGUCUGAAGAGUCUCUUAGGAAAGUUAUGUACUUGACCUGUUGGGGUCCAUAUUGAAUUCCAACUGUUAAAUUUUUUGAUAUUCUUAUGUACAUAUAUAUAUAUAUAUAUUCCUUGAGAAUUUAGGAGAAUGUUGAAGAAGUAGUUUUAUAGCUUGAGGCUUAAUUUGCCUUGUCAAUAUUAAUAGGAAAACUUUUUUUUCCUAGUCCA
Molecule: messenger RNA, 490 nt
Organism: Solanum stenotomum
Lineage: Eukaryota; Viridiplantae; Streptophyta; Magnoliopsida; Solanales; Solanaceae
Exons: 1
Coding region: 80-337 (85 amino acids)
Source: RefSeq, a predicted model, not a curated record